Prorocentrum cordatum is the source of this 1059-nucleotide messenger RNA. NCBI's taxonomy places the organism in Eukaryota, Dinophyceae, Prorocentrales, Prorocentraceae. The record is from the annotation of a GenBank genome assembly.
AUGUUCUCUGGUGCUCCUCGAGAGGAGGGGAUCCUCUCCCUGGCCCAAGGCAUCGUGCACUGGGCCCCGCCGCCCGCCGUCGCGGCGGCCGUGGUCGCCGCCGCAGCCGACCCAGAGUCGAGCGCGUACGGGGCCGACGACGGCACGGCCGAGCUGCGGGCUGCCCUGAAGGCCAAGCUGCGCACGGAGAAUGCGCUCGACGGCGUCGAGGUCAUGGUCACGGCGGGCGCGAACCAGGCGUUCACGAACGUCGUCAUCGCGGUUCUGGACGCGGACGACGGGGCCGUGCUCUUCAGCCCCUUCUAUUUCAACCACAUGAUGGCCCUGCAGAUGACGGGGGGCGGGGCCUCCGUCAUCAGGGGGCCCGUGAGGGAGGAUUUCCUCCCAGACGUGGAGUGGCUGGAGCGGCGGCUCGCCCAGGACGGUGGCCCGCGGAUACGCAUGGUCACCCUGGUGAACCCCUGCAACCCGACGGGCAUCAUGGCCCCGGCCGAGCUGCUGUCGAGGGCCAGCGCGGCGUGCGCGCGGCACGGCGCCUGGCUGGUGGUCGACAACACCUACGAGCUGUUCUCCUACGAGGCGUACGGGAUGAUGGGCUGGCGCGUCGGCUACAUCGCGUACCCGCCGAGGCUGCACGGGGAGCUGAUGAAGGCGCAGGACACCAUCGCCAUCUGCCCCGCCGUCGCCUCGCAGAAAGCCGCCUUCGCCGCCGCCGGGGCGGGCGCGCCCUGGGUGAAGGAGCGCGUUGCGGGGCUGAGCGAGAACAAGCGAAUCGUCUGCGCCGCCAUAGACGCGGCGCUGGGCGAGGGCCAGUACGUGGGCGGCUCUGGGGCCAUCUACCUGAUGGUGCGGCUGCCUAGCGCCUGCGGGGACGACAUUCGGGCCGACCUGGAGCUUGCGAUCCAGGUCUGUGUCAUCCCUGGUUCCGCCUGCGGCGCCCCGGGCACCGUCCGCGUCUGCUACGCGAACCUGGUACCGGAGCGCUGCAGGGAGGCCGCGGCCCGGCUGCAGGCGGGGCUCCGGGAGCUGUGCGAGCGCGGCGCGGCGGCCCUCGCUUAG